Fusarium odoratissimum NRRL 54006 is the source of this 4817-nucleotide messenger RNA. RefSeq lists its product as uncharacterized. The transcript is spliced from 5 exons. NCBI's taxonomy places the organism in Eukaryota, Fungi, Ascomycota, Sordariomycetes, Hypocreales, Nectriaceae. The coding region runs from base 443 to 1237 and encodes 264 amino acids. Gene Ontology annotation, molecular function: dioxygenase activity. The record is from RefSeq and is a predicted model, not a curated record.
GGGGGAUAUGACGCUUUUGUAACAGAUAAGGAAUCAGAACCUCUAAUUGUUCGCUACUUAAAAUCCCAUCUGACCGGAAAACAAGGCCGUCGCUUGUAUCUCAGCUUCCAUCCCUACUGUCUAUUACGAAGUGUAACCAUGAACUAUCCUAUGAGAGACAAAGCUGCUCACUUCAGACGGCCUCUGGGACAAGACCAGAACACGGCCAACAUACCCAUCAUUGACAUUUCUGCUCCUGAUGCCGACCAAAAAGAAGUUGCUAAACAGCUUGUCGACGCUGCUGAAGAGCAUGGUUUCAUUUACAUCCGCAACCUGGGCCAUGACAUUCAAGCUAAGGACAUCGAUGGGGCGUUUGAUCUGGUGAGUCAGAAAGACAUUCGAAUGCCCUUUGGAAGAGAAGCAAAGGUGCACGAUCCAGACUAACAACCGUGGGUGGUCUGGCAUGCACUCUGAAACACUGGAUCCUAAACAUCAAAAGGUCGGGGACUUCAAAGAAGCCUUCAACUUUGGCGAGUUCGCAGAUGGGAAAGCUCAACAGCCUCUCCCAUCUGACCUGGUUUCCGAUGAGCCUCAGAUAAGUGCUUUUGCUAACUCCUGUCAUGACCUCUGCCAGAAGCUUCUCUACCUUCUUGGCCUAGGUCUCGGUGUCGACGAUUUCUUCUCCUCUGCUCACAACACAGAAAAAGGCGCUUCGAGCUCUAUCCUUCGGUUUCUACGUUAUCCACCCCCCGAGUCUACUGCACACUCCGAAGAUGACAUUCGUGCUGGAGCUCAUUCAGAUUACGGUUCUAUCACUCUCCUCUUCCGUCUAAAGGGACAAGCAGGACUCGAAGUUCUCAGAAAGGAUAACGUUUGGGCACCUGUUCCCGUGUGUCCUGAUGGCACUGAAGAAGACCCUAGCCCACCCAUUCUCAUCAACAUCGGCGACCUAUUGUCAUACUGGACGAACGGGCUCUUCCGCAGCACUUUACAUAGAGUUGUGUUCCCCUCAGAAGGCAGCUCCGGGGUGCAAGGGGAGACAAGCAAUGGACCAAGAUAUUCAAUCGCGUACUUCUGUCAUCCUGUCGGGGCCGCACCUCUUGAGCCUGUCCCUAGCGAAAGAGUAAAGAACUUCACGCCCUCCGAGGGAGUGUCCAGCGAGAACCCUUAUGCUACAAGAAAGGUCAUGACAGCUGAUGAGCACCUAUUUAUGAGACUCAAGGAGAGUUACGGCGAUCUUUAUGAAAAGAAAUCAUAGCUACAUCACACAUAGACAGGACAGCACAGCCAUUUUAUUGAUAUGGUGAUUCGGCAUGCAUGAGCUAAUGUGGUCUACCAGGUGUGUUUUGACCCCAGAUCUCUCAUCACUGGGUGCCUGGUUUCAGAUAGUGUGAAGCUUCCAACGCAUGCGCCAGUCAGAGAACCCAUGAAAGUACUUCUCUUCGAUAGACUCGUCUUCUUGUGUCGUGAGAUAGGACAAAAAGCGCCAGUCGUGAAUUUCGAUGUGCGUGCCCUUGUUGAAAAGAUUGUCCUUACGAAGCUCCUUGAACCUUUCCGCUAGGUUCUUGAACACAAGUUUAUUGUCGCUAUCGCACACAACAUAAGCCUUUGAAGGAAUAGUGAUUUUCCCUUUCUGUCUGGCCUCCUUCUCGGCAUUGAGCCAUGUGUCGAUGUCAGUGACAGGGGCGUCAACACCAUGCUGAGCGAGAAGUUUUUUUGCUUCUUUCAUGGCGAGAAGGCCUGGCAAAAAGAGUACAACUGCGUUUGCAAGCAUGCAGUCUUCGCCAGCAUAGACACAUUUCCUUUUCAAUGCCGUUGUUACUUUGGUUGUUGACGGUUUCAGGCGCUCGGGGUUGGUCUCUGUCUGAAGCUCGCCAGUGCCUGGAUUGAUGAUGAACUUUACGACUUCAGCGUUGACCCCAUCGGAGUUGCUGGAUUCAUCAAAGAAGCUCUCGCUCGGAGAGGAAGGACAGCAUGGUGCGCAAGAAGACUUGGCGGGCUGAGGUCGCGGGUUGUUGUCCCUGGCGGCGAGAGGUGCGCGUGGUUGUGAAGCAAUAUCGAUGUAUGGGUAGUCUUUUUGGCUUAUCGAUGUUUCACUGCUACUCUUCAAGCGUUUAUGCUGCGAAGUUGGUCCAGUGGAGGGCAGGCCACGUUUGUGUUUGGCGCACAAUUUCGUUGGUGACGAUGGUUCAGUCCGCAAAGAUGUUGUCGCUGUUAUGGAAGGCAAAUCCAAAGAUGGGGCCCUGUGGACUCUUUCCCGUCGGCCGCGGCAAGGGCUGACUUGAACUGGUGAUUUUGUAGCCAAGGGCGACUUCGGAGACCAUGUAGAGGUGGUAUUUUGUGUUGAUUUGCGAGGCGACGGUGUUGGCAUAGUAGUCACUGUCAACUGGCUCGCAGCGUCAACAGCAAUACCACGAGGGUCAGCUGCUUCGAGUUUUGCAAUCCACUGUAGAUUCUCCUGGCUAUCUUCUAAUUUGCCGGCAGUCGUAGCCUCCUUUGCCAGCGCCUGCAACUGCUCGAAAGAUAUGGUGUCCGUGAAUUCCCGGUCAAAGUGAACUUUCGUCACCGAAGGAAAUCUGAGACUCCAGAAGCCAGUGUUUCCCACUCGGUCAAAGCUGAAGCAUUUCAAAUCAAACACCAAUGGUUUAGUGAAUAUGAACGUCGGCGGUGAACCUUGUUCAACCCCAGGAGCCAGUUUGAGAGCCAGUGCCCCAUUGUCGUCGGGAGAAACAGGCUCCGGGUUCGAAUAAAUGACAACUUCUCUCAGGAUAGUUUCGUUCAGCUCUACAACAUUGACGAUGGUGAAUUCUGGCUUAGCGCCCCAGCUUUUGACUGCUUCUCUGUUGUCCAGGCAGCCAAUGUAGAAAUGAGUCCACUUGAGCCCUGGAAUUCGGUAACUCAAGGCUUUUGUCGAGUCAUAUCUGGCACCGACAACCGAAAAGUCGCCAACAUCUCCAAAAUUGCCAAUGUAUUCCUUCUUGAGCUUGAUGCAGCAGCUCGAAAACCUUCGCCUCUGGUCUGUAAAGUCGAAAUAUGGCUCAUCUGGUUUCAAAACAAGGCCUUCUUUCCAAGCCAAAAUAACCAUGGCAAAAGCUUUACGAAGAGUUGAGGCUCCCAGAGGCUGUCCAAAAUCAAUGACUUGGCGCGGAACGAGGCCCGCCCAUCCUUUACGGCAACAAACGAGGUUGGAGAGGAUCUUGAAUCUCUCUGAAUGCCUCAAAUUGAUCAGAGACUGAUCUUCCAAAAGCAUAACGUCGUAAUAAAUUAUCAUGAGGUGUUCCUGGGGCCCAGGCCUACGAGUUUAGUAACACAUGGUGAAGAAAGCACGGAAAACUUACAAGGAGUCUAGCUCUGUGUUCAAAAACCUUCCUCUUCGUGAUACAUGCUUCCUAAUCCUAUGAAACGGAAGUAUCUUCUCCUGCUGUUCUAUGUUAAAACGAGCUAAGAAGGUGACCGAAGAUACCUACAGAAUCGUCAUAUACAACUAAUUCCCCUUCCAAUAUGCACGCUUUCUUGACUCGGGUGUCGGGCUGUCCAAUUUUGAGUGAUUCUUGUAUGAUCCUGUCCAGGGGGUCAGUUCGUAUAUGCGUAUCGUAUCAUUUGUACUGGCCCGUGAAGUGCAACUCUAUCUUCUGUGCUAUCUUUGCCGCUCUUCGAGAAUAUCUGUAUGCAUUUAUCCCCUUUGCUUGGGUCGACGUGGAUCUGACAGUAUUCGCCAUCAAUCUUUUCCUCCACACUCAUGCGCCCAUGGCCCAUGUCUAGACAAUGCUUAAUGCUACGUCCCUUGACCCAAGGGUGUCGUCCAAUUUUGACACCCAGUUGAGGUUUGACUGUGCCCAUGAUCUGUUCGCGUGGUGUUUUGCGCCCAGCAUUUGGAAGAAGCCUUCCUCGUAUUGCUUGAAGGGAAGUGAUCGCAGUAGCAAAAUCAUCCUGUAUCUUCACAACGCAGGGCAAAAUAGGAUCACACAGUCGAUAUAUGAGUUGCGGGUCUAGAACGAGCGGCUGGUAGCUUUUCAAAACAAGCCGCGUGAACCAUUUUGCCUCUGUUGCACUCAACCUUCUGUAGAGGCUCUCAAGAUCAGUCCUGUUGCUUGGAGUCAGGCUAGCCUGUGAGGCACGAAUCGAGGGGGAGCUCCAUUUUAUUUUAGCCGCGAGAGAAUGAAGAAGUUGGUCAAUUUCUUCAACUGUAACAAGGUUUUUAUGAUCGUAGCUAGGGCUUGGCUGAUACGCGAUUAGCUGGCAGCUUCCAAGCCCCGGGUAUACUUACUGUGACUGUGAGGAUGCGAAAAACACAGUCUGCCAAAUCGACACCAGACCCUGGCUGGCGGUACUGAGCUAACUCCUUAAUCCUUGACGAGCCAAGUAGAUAUGCACGGCCAAUGAUUCUUUCCAGGCUGGCAGAUUGAAUACAGUAAACUCGAUCGGUCCUUUUUUCAGGAAGAAGUGUCGAUAACAGCGCCGGGAGGUUCGUAUCGUGAGCAUCUACGUAGUUGCGAUGGCGAGUGAACCACUUUGUGACAGUGUUCGAGCAACUCUUCUUAUCAAGAGAAAGAAGGAAGGAUUGCUCGAGUAAUUCACAGACCAAAGAGAAUGGAAGCGGCAUGCCUAGUAUACCAAAAAGAUGUCGUUGUACGAGAACAAAGAACAGCUCGUGACUUAGAUUUCGCAACUCGGAUGAACGGGUGGAGGUGGUUCAAUUGUUCAUACUAAAGUGGAGAGAACAGGCAGCACAGUCACCGCAUGAAAGCAAAAGAUGCCAUUCUCACGAGCUUCCAACAAGAGGGAGUGGCAGUGCCUGAGGUUGUUGGCGAAAAUGAGUGAGAUAAUUUACUUGUCAG